Molecule: messenger RNA, 1647 nt
Organism: Penicillium odoratum
Lineage: Eukaryota; Fungi; Ascomycota; Eurotiomycetes; Eurotiales; Aspergillaceae
Product: CAF1 family ribonuclease
Exons: 5
Coding region: 1-1647 (548 amino acids)
Biological process (GO): nuclear-transcribed mRNA poly(A) tail shortening
Cellular component (GO): cytoplasm
Molecular function (GO): poly(A)-specific ribonuclease activity; RNA binding
Source: RefSeq, a predicted model, not a curated record
AUGGACGUGACGGGAGGGAACUUUGCUGCUCUUUUGCCAUGGAUUCUCUACCAGAUCUCAUGCAGCUGCUUUGUGGCUAUUGAUUUGGAAUUCUCCGGCAUUGCAAUUGUUCCAACCAGCAAGCUUUCCAAAGAUCAAUCGCUCCAGGAACGUUACCUCGAAGUCAAGGCCGCCGCAGAGAGAUAUCAGAUUCUCCAGAUUGGUCUGACUGUAUGCCGAGAGAACACAACUAAUGCAACCUACACAAUGGCGCCUUACAACAUCAACCUCAGUCCAUUCGUCGACCGGGCGUUAGAUGUCAAUCGAGACUGGACCUUUAUGAGCUGGUCUAUGGAAUUCUUAAUGAAGCACCAAUUCAGCAUGGAGUCAUUGUGUAAAUACGGGGUGCGAUAUCUCUCUCGGGAGGAAGAGAUUCAAUGCAUGAUCAUUGCCCACCAGCGAUGGAGUAUCACAAACGCGAUCUCCGAGAUUACAGUAAAGGAAACUGAUAAAGAAACAAUCAAUUUCCUUGGAGCCACACGUCGAGUGAUCGACUGGUGGGUGGCCCAGAGUGAGGACAAACGCGCCGAUUAUCUCAACAUCCCGUCACAUGUCUACCCCCGCUCCAAGGCCGGUACGCCUCUCCCUCGUAUCCUAAAUAACAUGGAAAAGCGGCUCGUGCAUCAGCUCGUCACUGCGGAAUAUCCAAAACUCAAAUCAAGAAGUAGACCUAUGUUCGUGCAGAUUGAUUUCGCUGACCCUGUCAAGGAUAAGGACGCCAAUAAAGCAAAGGCAAAUGCAUUGAAGACUACAAUCCGCCGGCAUGUGGGAUUUCGGUGGCUCAUUGAGGCCUUGGUCGGAGGAGACUUAUCGGAGCUCCCCGACGAAACCUUUAGUAUCUUCGUCAUGAAAAAUGGAUCUUCGCCUUAUGGAGCAGCAGACCUUGCCAGAAUUAUUCGGAAACGCCUCCAGGAGAACCGGCCGGUUUUGAUCGGACAUAAUUGCUUCAUGGAUCUCGCCUUCUUGUACAGUGGGUUUAUUGGACCUCUGCCAGAUGACGUGGAGGAAUUCCAGAAACUGAUCCAUGGCGUGUUACCUAAUGUGGUUGACACGAAAUACCUUGCGACUCACGAUGCGGGCUCUAUCAACCCAGCCUCCUCGCUGGAUGAAGUCGCCCGCAGGUUGGUAAACGUAUCAAAACCCACUAUCCUAAUCGAUGACCAAGCAGUGAAGUAUACUGUGCGAAAAAGCAGUCAUGAAGCCGGCUAUGACAGCAUGCUAUCGGCGAUCAUCUUCAUGAAGCUGUCAGUCCAGCUUCAGAAGGGCCAAAUUCAAUAUUGCAAAUCGGCAGAUCUGGAAGGUAUGAAGAUCUGCGUUGCCAAAGAGCCGUCUCAGAUCUGCCAAAUGGAGCAGCAGUUCAAGGAAGAACAGGCGAAAGGAAUCAAAGCUGGAACCUCAGCUAUAGAAGCCGAUUUGAUUGAGUUCAGUGAUGAUGAAAGCUCACCACCCAAACGACGAUCUGCUCUGGAUGAGAGUGGAUCGGAGGAAGUUGCUAAAAAGGUGCAAGGUGGCCAGUUGGUACCCCGCCUGGAUAGCAAGUUUUGGAGAGUUUACGGGAACAAACUACGGGUGUUUGGCACGACGGAGCGGAUUAUGAAUUUAAGCUAG